UAUUACUUUCACCCUCUCAUCACACUCACUCAACCUUUCAUUUUUCUUAUUACCUAAUUCAUCAGAUCCAUAUUAGAACACAAUACGAUCCCUUAACAUCUCUCUUUCUCUCUAGACUCAACAAGCUCAUAUAUCAUGUCAUCUCCUGGAGAUAGAGGAAAGAACUUUAUGGAAUCAUCAGGAUCAGAGCCACCGGUAACACCAAGCCGUUACGAGUCACAGAAGAGACGCGACUGGAACACUUUCGGACAGUACUUGAAGAACCAGAGACCACCCGUGCCGAUGUCUCACUGCAGCUGCAACCACGUGCUUGAUUUCCUCAGGUACUUAGACCAGUUCGGUAAGACAAAGGUGCACGUGUUUGGCUGUAUGUUCUACGGCCAGCCUGAGCCACCAGCUCCUUGCACGUGCCCUCUCAGACAAGCUUGGGGAAGUCUUGACGCUUUGAUCGGACGGCUGAGAGCAGCUUAUGAGGAAAACGGUGGAUCUCCGGAAACAAACCCUUUCGCUACUGGAGCAAUAAGGGUUUAUUUGAGGGAGGUUAGGGAGUGUCAGGCUAAGGCUAGAGGGAUUCCUUACAAGAAGAAAAAGAAGAAGCCAAAGACGGAGAUGAGUGGUGGAAGAGACGACUCUUCUUCCUCAUCCUCCUCCUUCAACUUCUCUUGAAAGACUUUAUGGAUCAAUAACAUCUCAGAGAUGGAUCAAAUGUAAAAGAGGCCUCAAAUCUACCUACUACUGAUGAUCAAGAAGUCAACAUAUCUUCGGAUCUUCAUCCACUCCUUCUAUUCCGUAGCUAUCGAUCGGUUAUGUAUUUCCAAAAGCUAUAUUCUCUUAUUAAGUUCAUUUGAAUAAGUGUAUAGAUUAUACAGUGUAAAGACAAGUUUGUUUUGUACUUCUAUGCCAGCGUACUUCUUGUCUUACGUAAGUCAAACACAUUUCUAUGAGAUAUUAAUGGCGGAAUAACCUGAUCAUUGUUGGUAA
Molecule: messenger RNA, 981 nt
Organism: Brassica napus (rape)
Lineage: Eukaryota; Viridiplantae; Streptophyta; Magnoliopsida; Brassicales; Brassicaceae
Product: protein LIGHT-DEPENDENT SHORT HYPOCOTYLS 10
Exons: 2
Coding region: 136-666 (176 amino acids)
Biological process (GO): mRNA transcription; response to light stimulus
Cellular component (GO): nucleus
Source: RefSeq, a predicted model, not a curated record